AAUUUGGUGUCCAUUUAGCAGAACUCACAGUUGACAGAGAUGGAGCCCUUGCUAUCAGACAAGUCAGUGACAGCAUUUUUCAAAAUAAUAAGUAAUAGCAGAUAGAUUUUACAAUUUAAUUAAAGUAUUUUGUGGGUUAAUUACAGUUAAGUCAGCUUAAAAACCAGAAGGCUCAUCUUGUAGAUUUAAUAGAGAACUCUUUUCACUCCCCACCUCUUGAGUUGGGAGAAAUGCUCUAUACUCUCAUAAAGCAAACUACCAUAAGCCAAUCAGAAUCAUUGGUAGUAUGGUUGAAAUAAUCUGAUUGGUUGAACAAGAAAGCUGUCAAAAAUGUCAAACCAUCAAAGUUCACAAUCUGCCAUAAUUCACAAACUGAAAUAGUUUGGCAGUUUGAAUUGAACACUUUUGCCUUAAGAUUUUUAGUCUCAAUAUGGAUUCUGAAAGUGAAAUGUUCUGUGAAAUCUGGCCAAAUUGUGGCUUAUAAAACACAACAGUUUUUUCACAUGACAAUUAGACAACAAAUUGCCUAAGGCCCUUGCUUUAUGAAUGAACGCCAGCUAAAUUCACAGGAAGAUGAAGCUCGCCUGGGAUGACAGCACCAUAAAACUUGGCUGCUGUGACUGAUGUGGCCAUCCACUUAAUACAUUGAAAGGAUAUCUGACAAAGCUCUUGGUUGUUCACUCAAAUGGUGGCCAAGGCUUGUUGAGGCUUGCCUCACUGUGAUGACCGUAGAUCAUCGCAAUGAGCUACUAGUUAUGGACCAUAGCGUGAUGGUGGUCGCUCUGAGACUGUCAUGGUUUGCAUGAAUUAUGACAGUUAUGCCAGUUUGGCUAUAUUUUUCAUCUAUGUUUUGUUCUGUUUUGUUUUUCAACAUGAAACUUUAUAUAUAUUAUGCAAGAGUUGGCUGUGUUUGAUUCUUAUACUGUAGGUAUGCUUACAAUCUAACUGAGCAUGAAUACCUUGAAAACUUGGGCUGUCAAUUUUGUUUUCUCUUUGAGGAAUUUUUCAUCUGUUCACAUCAUUAUAACCUCAAUUACAGGGCUUGGCAUGUUUACAAACCUUUGUUUGGUUCUGCUUGUGCUACUUGGCAGCUCACUUGUUGCAAACUUUCACUUUCAGUUAACAAAACAAAGCCAGUCUAAGAGAAAAGUUCAGGAAAUGGUUGGACAUAGUAAUAAUUGGCAGAAGGUGUGACGGCUUUAGCUCAGCUUCAUGCUUUGGACUCUGAUAGAACAUGCUCUGUCAACCAAUGACAGCAUGCUUUAUAUCCAAACUACUUGGAUUGUAUGAUUGCAUUGAAAAGUUACAUGUACAUGUAAAUGUCGCGUGUUUGAACAAAACUAUAACCUUGCCUGUCAGCUUGAUUGGUUGGUCAGUUUUUUCUUGUAAGUUCACUAAAGGAUGAAUCUGCACCAAUUUGAUGUCAUUACUAUUUCUUUUAACUGUUUCCAUCAAGCUUACAUGAAUAUUAAGUCUGAUUGAAGAAUAGUCUUUUGUUUAUUUAGUGUAACAUAGUAACAUAGAGUAAAAAAAUGAUAUUUUCUUUAAACAUAAAUCAUUUUCAGCUUGCCUCAGUCAUUCUAAAGCAGUAUGUUGAAGCCCACUAGAAUAGCAGUGCUGAGAAAUUUAGACCUCCUGAGACUACAGAUGCUGUAAGUACAUUUUGAAUAUACUUCAAGUCUUACAGUGGUAAAUGUAAAUCAUCUUUGUGGAGUAAUUUAAUGAGUUUUUUUUCAAUUUCCAUAUACAGAUAUAUAGCUAUUUUCAUUUUUUUAACCCUUUAAAUUCUCUAAAGGGAGAAGUUUCUCCCAUGAGAUAGUUUCUUCUUGAAAAUAUCAAUUAGGGCAUUAUAAGUUGACUUAAUACCAAAUUCUCAGCACUUAUGUCAUAUGAAUUGUAUGGCAGACAGUAAGGAAGAUUAUUAUUAAGAUCUUAAUGGUGAAAAGGUUAAAGAGGGUAAUGCAUUGGAAAGGUUGAUUCUUGGAGGGAGGGCUGGUGAAAGAUUGGGUGUUUUAAAGUGAUUUCUUAUAAAUAAGUAUUGUAGUAUUGCAGAAUGGCGACAAUGUUUACCAUGAAAACUUGAGGUUUUAAUUACCAAAUUCCUUACUACACAACAAGUACAGGAGUGCUGUACAAAUGAAUAAUUAAUAUAAACGAAUAAACACAAAAGACACAUAACUGUGAAAAUCAAACUUACUUAGUAUACAAAGUUCUCUGCAUGGAGUAUCCAGUAUUUUAAGUUAUAGUAUACAACAGGCAGUUCUAUACUAAGGAAUAGUAAACACAAAAGACACAUAACUGUGAAAAUCAAACUUACUUAGUAUACAAAGUUCUCUGCAUGGAGUAUCCAGUAUUUUAAGUUAUAGUAUACAACAGGCAGUUCUAUACUAAGGAAUAGUAAACACAAAUGACACAUAACUGUGAAAAUCAAACUUACUUAGUAUACAAAGUUCUCUGCAUGGAGUAUCCAGUAUUUUAAGUUAUAGUAUACAACAGGCAGUUCUAUACUAAGGAAUAGUAUGAUAGUCCUCUCCACAUGUUCAGUGGAGAGAAGGCAACCAUAAGGUGUGUCGCAGGGUAAUUUAGUAUCAUCAGCAGAGUAAAUUGGCCUCUGUAAAGAGUUUAAAAGCUGAUGUUUUAAGUGUUAGGCCUUUGUCAGGGUGAUUUGGAAGGGCUAAUGCUCAAAACAUCAGCUUUUAAACUCUUUACUAUGGCUAAUUUAAGUUAUCAACUCAGUUGCUGUACUCUCCCACUGAUGCAGCACCACAGUCUCUUUAGAAACUUACUCCCAAUAUUUAUAAGUUGCACAGACAUAGUCAAUGGUCUUUUAUUUUAGCAACAUUAUUCCCAUUCUCUCACACAUUGCUAAUUAUCAAAGGUUACAGAUAUCUUCUCUUUUCAUUGUGUUUUAGGCCAAGGAAGAGAUUCGUCGUCUUUUACCAGGAGGUCUACAGGAAUCAAUUAGUAAAGUCAGGUCAAGCGUGGUAAGUUUUUUUCAUGUUCAGAGGGUAAUCUAUUGUGAGAGGUUAUUCUUGGCAUCUCUCAUGAUCAACUUAGCAUGGAAGGUACAUCCUCAUGGCCUGAGGGAAAACUCAAGUUCUAGAAGCACUUUCUUGUGUGUGACUGUUUUUACUGGAUGACACCAUGAGUUACCAGUUACACUAUUCGUUACACUGAGUGAGCAGGUUCAAGAGAGAAAAUGACAUUGAGGCUUACAAAUGUAAAUUUGCAAAGACCUAACUCUCAAUGUACUUUUGAAAGUUUUAAAAAUCUCUUACUCCAUAAGAAAAAAAGUGAGAGUAGAUUCACAGUCUUCUAAUUAUAUUUGUACAUCUGUAAGUCUUCCUCAACACUUGUAGAUUUAUACUUAUUUCCACUAUAUAUUUUCAGGCAUAUGCAAUCUCAGCCAUAGCAUACUGGGAUUGGCCAGAAGCUUGGCCGCAUUUGUUUGGGAAUCUGAUGCAAGCAUUGACAAGUGGGGAUGGCAAUUUGAUUCAUGGAGCCAUGAGAGUUUUAACAGGUAUGAAAAACUGUACUUCACUAAUUAGGGGUGAAGGAACAGCUACUAGAAAAUGGAAGCUUUUGAAAUGGUGUCCUUCCAACUUGUUCAAACAAUGGUUAACACUUUCACUCCAAGAUUUUAAUAUCCGUUUUCCCGAAUGUUUGCCAGACAUUAUUUUCUUAUAACUUAAGUUAAAAAAUUUGGCUUUUUGUCCCAAUAUUAUUUUUUGCACUUCUCAUCACCUUUCUGCUGGAUAUUGUAUGGAUAUUGUUAGGAGAAAUUUGUCUUUGGUCACACCUGGGAGUGAAAAGGUUAGAAAAACUCAAGGUCAACUGCCCCUUAUGUCUAAGGAAAUGUGGACUGUGAAGUAGGAGACUGUAAUAUGAGAGUAAGGUAAGUUUAAAUUGUAGAUUUUGAAAUAGAGAGAAAUGCUUAUUUGUAAUGCACUUGCAUAAUUUUGGAUGUCCAUUGUAAGUAUUGUUGUCUAGCCUGUUAAGGGUUUCUAUUAAGUCUCACUUAUUUCUGAGCAGCAGUGUAAAGUGUUUGUGAAUCUAUCCUUAGAGUUCUGCCGUGAGGUGACAGACACACAGAUGCCUCAUGUUGUGCCUGUGAUCCUGCCUGAAAUGUACAAGAUAUUCAUUCAUGCAGAGGUAUGUUGGUGGAAAUUGUGCACUAUCUGUUCAAAUCAUGAGGGGACGCAAGCGGCCUCAACUGUAAGUACUGUUUAGAAAUGCUUGGAUAUUAUCCUAGCAUUCCUAACAUUCUGAGCUGCGCGAGAGUGUCAAAAUCCAUGUGUAUAUCAGAAAUGUCACUAGACCUAAAGUAUGCCAGAUGAGGGCUAAUAAAUAUGAGAAGAUAAAUGAAUUAAUGCCUGAUAUCAAAAUGUCAUCAGCUAAUGCUUUUGUUUCACAUGCAAUCAAUAGUGCUUUUAUUCCUCGGCCGGUUCCUUUGUGUUACAUCGUAGAUUAUGAAGAGAAAUAUAUCCACACGAUUUAUUCACCCUCAUCUGGCAUACUUUAGGUCUAGUGACAUUUCUGUGACAUACGCACGGAUUUUGACACUCUUGCACAGCUCGGAAUGUUAGGAAUGCUAGGAUAAUACCCAAGCAUUUCUAAAAAGUACUUACAGUUGAGGCCACUUGCGUCCCCUCAUGCAGCUGAAAAUUGAAAUGUUGUUGAGGUCUGCAUACCUGUAUCAACCUCUCGACAUGACGUGGUGUGGUCAUUGGUGUUUGAAUGUUUUUUGUAGAUGCACAGUAUCAGAACAAGAUCCCGUGCUGUGGAUAUAUUUAAUACUUGUGCAUCACUAAUCUGUGCAAUGGAAGAUGCUGCAGUGAGAUCAUUUGCCACUUAAGGGAAUUGGGUCCAAGAUUAUUCUUUUUCUUUUGCCCUCUUAUGGGAUUUUGAAUGGAAUGCUGGUUACCAGAGUUGAGUUCUUAUUUCUGAAUGAAAUUUAAUCCCUACUCUUGGUCAGACUCUUCCUCUCCUAAAGGAAGUAAGUUUAUUACAAAGACAAAAGUGUGCUUAUGUAGGACCAUUCCAUCAUUGUUUCUAUAUUAUUUUCACAAAUAUAGAAGGGGAAAAAUAGGUUUGGGGAAAAAGAAAUUACUCACUUGGCUACUGGUAUUGUUUUUUUUUUUGUUUUCUUUUGGGGGGAAAUGGUGAACAGUGGCAUUAGGGAAUUUUGAGAUCUUGGAAUCAUACAGGUUUGUCAUAAACCCAGAGUUGUUGUGUGGGAAUAGGGAGGGGGUUCUGGGGAAAUCCUGUUAGGGUAGAGGGGGAGGUAGACAGGUAGUUUGUUUCUGUUGCUGUCAGAAGAGGUGGAAUUUUCUUUUCAACUUAACAUGAAUUCUUAUAGAUUUACCAGAGUGUGCUGAGCAUUAAAUGUUCUUACCUCUGGUUAUGCUUUGGUAUUUAUUGUGAUAUGGAAGCUGUCAGACUAAAAGUUUUGCAUGCAAGCAGUAGUAUUGCAAUUUUGUUUGUUAUUCAUUUUUAAUUAGAAAUUGGACAAUAUUUUUAACAAAUUCUCAUUACAGGGUAUUGCAAAGGAUGUCCUCUUUCCUCUUCUUCCACAAUUCACCCGAGCAUUUGUUGAAGUUCUGGCAAUGUCUGAUAGGUCCACACUUGAAUGUGGCCUGAAGAUGGAAGUGCUAAAGGUUGGUUUUUGAUUAGUCUGAUUUUAUAUAGCAAACCUUUUUCUGUGUUUAUUGUAUGGAUUGCUUCCUUAUUCCUUGUUUCAUGGUAUGCUGGCUUCCUUUUGUAAUUACACAACCCACACUACCUUUGGCUGGGAAUGAGAGCAAGAAUGUAGGCCUGCAAUGCAUGUAUGAAUUGAAAUUUAUUGCUAAUAUCAUAUCAUUAUCUUAUGCUAUAUAUGUAUACUUGGUACAAUGGAUAAACCUUCUCCUUACAAGCCAAGAAGUUAAAAUGUUUUUUUUUUCAAAAUUUACAUUGCUCAUCAAAAGCAUAUGAAUUUCUCAUUCCAUCCAGAAAGUCACCAUUUUUUGUGCAAUCAUUGGCAUUCAAGAAAUCAAUUAUAGAAGCAUGGCUUUUUUUAUUUACUUUUCCUGCUCAGAAAAUGACAUGCUUCAAUCCCAAAGAUGAAAAUUCCAGGAAGUGUAUUAAAGAUUCCAAAUUCCCUUUUCCUUUCUUUUUGUAAAUCACCAAUAAACUCAACAUAUCAGCUCUGGUUCAUUCAUUGUACUUGUCAUAAUUGAGCACUCUUAUUCAGUGUUAAUCCAAGCUACUGUCCAUCUUGUAUUCAUUAAAAAACCAGUAAUUGCUUAGGGUUAGGUUACUUUAUCCCCAUCAAGGCAUUAAUGACAUUGGUUAAGAACUACACAAAGCAAAUGGCACCACAUUAAUGGAACAACAACAAUUGUGCUGGAAAAAAAUCAGUUUGUGGAACAUUACCUCUUCUUACCAUCACUACUUUUUCUUUUCUUGUGUCUUAGGAGAAGUGUUGGGAUUUGAGAAUCUUGUUUUCAGUGUUUUUGAGUUUAUCUGUGGACUUACGGAAACACCAAAAUGCAAGAAAACUGUCAAGAAGUUUUUAGAUGAACUUGUUCAUUUCUUAGUGUUGUACAUGCAAAUCACAGAAGAGCAGGUGGGUUUUGUUUUUCAUUUUUAUUUCCAGCCUAUUAUCUCUAGUCUAUUUUGCACUCACAUAAUCAACAACAGGUGGCUUCUAGAUACUUGUCACAUUGAUCAAACGAUAACCUCUUUUGUUGUUAUUUGCCUCCUUCAAGGCAAGUGUGGACAUCCAAUCCAAAUCAAUUUGCUGAAGAUGAGGAUGAUGACACCUUUUCGUUUUCUGUUCGCAUUGCAGCUCAAGAUGUUCUCUUGGUAAGUGAAUGGAACAGCUUCAACAUUCAAUUCACACCUUCAGUCUUAGUGCGCACACUGUUUUCUUAUGGGGCUCACUUAUUAUGUUACAAUUGGCUGAUGGUGCGUAAUUUACCAGUGCAUUACACAAGAUUGCGUUUGAUUUCAAUACACCCAUUGGUGUGUUUCAAGCAUGUAAAUUGGAUGUGAAACACACACACGAGAUGUACUUGUAAUAAUUUUAUAAACGUGUCCAGGUAAUUAUAUCGUGAAGUGGUUUCAAGGAAUUGUAACAAACUUUUGCAUAGUCUUCAACUGAUAUUUUGUAGGUGUUGCUGCUGACUUUGUAAAAUGAAAGUGCAGUCACAUUGACAAAAGCACUCAACAAACAUUUACAGGAAUCAAAUGAAAGAAAAAGCCAAGGAGAUGUUAAUUGGUAAGUGUGAUGAAGUCAAACUGAGUCAUGUGUGGUCUUCUUGCCUCAAAUGAUGGUUGUGGCUGAAAGACAGUGUUGGCCUAUUAUAAUGCCCAAGUUUUAGUGUGGCUUGAGUGCACACAGGCAGAGGCUCCAUACCUAAGAAAACAUGGUAACCAUAAGGCUGGAGAAUAUGACUGUUGUUAUGCAAUGUGUCUGAUCAUCCUUACUGAUUUCCAAUUGACUGACUUGCUAAAAGACAGUCAUUACUUAAUAUAAAUGCCUUAGUCUUUGCAUAGCUUGAGAGCGUACAAGCAGAGGCUCUCCACCUAAGAGAAUAUGAUUACAAAAAAUAUGCUGGAGAAUUUAUUGUCAUGAGAUGCAUCUGACCAUUCUAAGGAACUGACUUACAAUUAACUGACUAGCUAAAGAACAGUUAUGGCAUACUACAAUGCCCUAGUCUUAAGUGUAGCUUGAGUGGUUCUUUUUUUUUUUUUUUUAAAUUCUUGAAAUUCUCCAGUCUUUCACAAGUUUUGACAGGCCACCAAAAUUUCCUGCUGCAGAAAAUGCCAGGCUAAGAUAGAUGUUUGGGGUCCUUCAAUAAGUAAAGCUGAAGCAAAAACAUGAAAUUUACCUUGUAACAGAAAGAUGAAGUUGUUUUGGAAGAAGUAUUACCUCGUAGUAUCGCCUUUUGUUAAUGGUCACGCGGUAUGGGUGGCAAGUCAUCUUACUCCUUAUUGUGGGCAAGGAUCCCUCCAUUUUGAUGCUACAAGCAGUUUAUCUUUGAGCUCUUAGCUUGUAAACAUUUCUCAUGUUCAGCUUCAUCAAAGCAUCUGUCACAAGUCUUCAGUCAGCACAGUUGCCUGCAGUUAGAAUAUUAGCUGUAAGAGCUAUUGAGGAGUAGGUGAACCAAUUUUUUUUCUUUUUUACUUAUUAUUCUUUUAUUGAAGUCAAGAAAUUGUUGGCUAAUGUCGACAAACACUACUUCAGGGAAAAAAAGAUACCAGCCAUAUCCCCCUGAAAACCUGGAUUCUGAAAGGCAUAAACCAAGAUGCAAAAUUCUUAACUGGGAUUAACUUUUGUCACACUUAAGGGCCAAAAUGGAAGUAAGUUUUUUGAACUUUGCACCAACUUAGUUUUUAAAAGAAGAGCCAAUAAGAUACUAACCACUGAGAUGUUUCUUUUAACCCUUAAUUCUCAAGAUCUGAUAGUUAAUUCUCCCCUCUGGCUGCUACAGAUUUCCUUGUAAAUUAGUUAUGAGAACUUGGUGUCAGAUCAAGAUAACUAUUUCUACCUGAUAAAUUUGAGUAUUCUCAUUACCUAUUUGCUGGAUAUGAUAUUAUAGGGAGAACUCAGAUGUUUAUCACCUCCAAAGGGUUAAGCUUUGACAUCAUGUGUCGCUAAUUAGUCUUGUAGUCCUGAAUUUUAGUGAAUUUUUGCAGAUUCUGUGCCCACCUUAAGAUGUCAAAUAAUACACAGAUCCUAACACCUUACCUUGUCAAGAUCAUGGAAGUGUUACUGACCUUGGCGACUCAAACAACAGAUGAUGGGCUAGCUCUCAUUCUUGAGUCUCUUAGAAUAGUCAUGUUGAUGAGAUGAUGGCUAAGGAUUGUUUUGUUGGAGCAAUUUUUCAGUUGAGUUUUGAAAGUAAGUGGGAUUUGCAUUGUCCAUGCUUCACUGCCAUUUGUGAUUGGUCUCUGAAAUUUGUGGCACCCUCUCAAUCAGUCAGAUGUUAAUCUAAUACAAGACACAACCUAGUCAAUUGCCUUUUUGCAGCCUAUGUUUUGCCAUAUCCAUAUCUCCCCCACCCAGGAGUUUUUCAGCUACAAGUAGGGUAGCAUUUUGGAAUCCUUAAUGGCUCCUUUUGAUUUCUCAUUCUAUUUUGAUAGGCUGGUGAUAAUUGUCAAUGCUGAGCACCUGUCACUAGUAAUGAAUGAGUAGUUGAUUUGUAUUAAUAAAUACCUUUAGAGAGUUAUCUGACAAUAGUUACUCUGUAGUAUGUGAAUUUUUACCUCUGCAGAUCACAUAAAAAUAUUAUUUAAAAAUGUUGAGUGAAUUAAUUGAAUAAGUAUGACAUUGAAACAGAUCAAAGCCUAGAAAUCUUUUCAGAGAAGGAGUAGUGCCCAUUGGAGAAGGAAGCUUGGAGAAGAGGAGGCUCAGGAGCAUGUUCAAAAGUAUAUACAGUAUAACAAAUUAAACAUAUCAAUUUGACCCUUUAACUCUCAGAAGUGAUUAACAUGCAAAUUCUCUCUAUAAUAUCCAUACAUUGUCCAACAAACAGGUUAUGAGAGUACUCAAACUUAUCAGGUUAAAGUUAUUAUUCCAAUCUAAUGCCAAAUUCUCAUUACUAAUUUACAAGGAAAUGCGUAGUAGCUACCUGUAGAGGGGAGAAUCAACAGUCAGAUCUUGCAAGUUAGAGGGUUAAGCGAUUUAGUGGCUCAGUUCUAACUGAGGACUCUGUAAACAGAUAGUUGAAGAGUAGAUACAACACAAAUCAUUGAAAAAAAUUCCCAAUGGCUGGGACAUUAUCCAGUUAGCUUUUUGAAGAUCAUACACACACCUUGGUUUCAUAUUGAAAACUAGUUCCAGAAAUUGCACACUUGACAAAGGCAUCAGACAUGUUCCUCAGCAUGUUUUCAGCCUUGAUGUUGAAUGCUUUGUGGAUGGUUACUAUCAGAGUUUCAGGUUCUUCAUAUUCAAGACUGAUUUCUAAUUCUCCUUUGAUGCUGAAAUCAGUCUGCAAAUAAAGGUUGAUGAAAAUGAGCCUAUAAACCUAAUCAUAAAAAUUACAAUUCCUUGAUUGUGAUUGCUUUCAAAAACUCCUUUUAUCCGCUAAUUCACUUGCCAAGUUGUUAUUGGAUAGCUUGUUAUUGGACAGCUCAAUAAGCCAAUCACAUUCAUAGUGUAGUUUAAAUCAAAAUUUUCCUUUCUUUCUUAACUUGGCUAUUCGUCUUUUCUCAGAAAUUGUAAGUAAUUUUUUAUGAUUAAUAGGUAAUAAGGCUUCACGUUGUCCACUUAGGUCUGUAACUUCACUCUCCACUCAGUCCUAUUACCAUUGCUUAUUCUGUUAUCAUCAUUUUUUUGUUUCAUCAACAAGUGUAUUCUAAAUAUAGACCUUAAGAUUCGAAAAUGAGAUAUUUUCAAAGUCUUAGACUUUCCAACCACAAAACAGUGGGUUAGCACAAAUCUCUGUUAUUUUCAAAUUAGUGGGAAAAGUACAAUGACCCUUGACAUUAGCCCUUAGGGUGAGUUUUUGCAAAAAUGGUGCUGUAGCCUAACAAGAUACCAACAAGUCGGCAGUCUCAUAGUUUUACAGCUGAGAAAGAGUUUGAGUGUGUCUGCUGACAAAAGCUUUGCAAAUUAAGUUGCACAAUAGAGCUUCAUGAGGGAUAUAUUCCAUUUGUAUUUAAUAUAAAACUUGAAUUCAGAUCUAGUGCUUGUAGCCAAACUGGUCCUAGAAUUUAAAAAUCUCUAAUAAAACUUCAGUGCUUACAUGUAUAUUGUUGCAUUAUCAAGAUGCUAGGGAAGGGAUACAGAAAAGAUAGGGUUGAAUUGGAUGUCAGCACUAAGAGAGCCUCCACAAAAAUAUUACUUACAUGCACAAACAAACUUUAAAAUGCAUGUUUAAUGCAUUUAUCCACUUCAAAAUAACACAUAGAGAAAAUUCCUUCCCAAAACUGUUCUCAAUGUCUAGUUUUCCAACAAUUGAUAGAAAAUGUAUUGCAAAAUAGUGAUCUUUCUUUUCCUAAACCAAGAAACUUGG
Messenger RNA from Pocillopora meandrina, 11003 nucleotides. The record is from the annotation of a GenBank genome assembly. Lineage: Eukaryota; Metazoa; Cnidaria; Anthozoa; Scleractinia; Pocilloporidae.